AUGCGAGCCCUGCCGAGUACGGAAUGCAAUCGAGCGUUCCCAUGCGAUACCUGCGUGAGGAGGGGCAAAGAGUCCGUCUGCCAGUACGCGCCCAACGCCGACAGGAAUGACAGGCGUCCAAGGGACUCUAUCAGCGAGCGCCUCAGGCACCUGGAGAGUCUCAUCUCCUCUCUGGCACAGAAAGGCGUCGACAUCAAUGCCCUCACGCCCUCUAGCACGUUCGCGGCCUCAACGAAUGGCCAAAAUGCUUCAGGCAGAGCAGGAGUGGCUGGAACACAAUGCACUCCUAUCUACGACUCGGGGAUUCCCAGUGAAGAUCGAGCAGAACUCACUGGUGGCACGCAGCUCCAUGGUAUUCAGGCGAGCUAUGUUGACUCUAAUCAUUGGUCAUCUAUCCUCGAGGACAUCAGGGGCAUCAGAGAACAACUCACCUCAGGUGCCAUCAUCGAGCCGGGUCAGGCGGUAGAGCAAGCAACGCCAAGUACUGAUGGGAUAGGGUCUGAGCCUGAGAUGGACAGCCAUGAUCUCGUCUUCGGAGUAUUCGAGCCUUCGACUAUGGAUCAUAUUAUCAAGGCGAUGCCCGCGAGACACAUCUGUGAUAGUCUUGUGUCUCAGUACUUCCAGUCGCGGUUCACAAUCUUGCCUAUCCUUCACCCUGUAAAGUUCCAACAAGAAUACGAAGAGUUUUGGCAAAAUCCACAAAAGACCUCGCCCGUCUGGGUGGCUCUCCUCUUCUCAGUUCUAAGCCUGGGUUCGAGCCUAUACGACGUGUCGACAUUUGGAAGGGGCGUACAGCACAACAUGCCCUCGCCUAUCGCCCUCUCAAAGCGAACUGAGCAAUGUCUCGUGCUCGGCCGCUACGCCCGUUCUGAGAGACAUGCCGUCGAGACCCUGAUGAUCCAUGUGCAGAGCUGCUUCACGCGGGCCAAGGACUCGGACGUCAAUCUGUGGAUGCUCAUGGGCGUCGUGAUUCGCCUCGCGAUACGUCUAGGCUACCACCGUGACCCAUCCAGGUUUGGCAGCCCUUCAUCCGGCUCGGGUGGGCAGCCACUGUCUCCCUUCGACGGCGAGAUGCGUCGUCGAGUGUGGGUCAGCAUCUUCCAGAUCGACGCGCUCAUGUCCUUCCAGAUGGGGCUGCCGAGCAUGAUUCCCGCCGAUAAUUGCGAUGCGGAGCUUCCUAGGAACUUGGAGUACUCCGACUUCUACCCCGGGGUGGCGACUUUGCCUCCUUCCCGGCCGCUAUCGGAUUACACGCCUAUCUUGUACACGAUCGCCAAGCAAUCCGUCAUGUUGUUGUUUAAGACAGUUGUUAACCACACCCGGUCUCUUAUCCCGCCUCCAUAUGAGAAGACACUAGCUCUCGACGCGAAGCUUCGAGAAACCUACCAGGCUCUACCCGAGUGCAUAAAAUACAAGCCGCUGAGGCAGUCAGUGGUAGACAGCCCCGGGCUCAUCAUGAACAGAGCGACGAUCGAGAUUCUCUACCUGAAGAGCAUCAUCGUCCUCCACCGCAAGUACGUCACCUCGCACCGUCGGGAUCCCGUCUACGGCCCGUCUCGGCGCGCGUGUCUCGAGGCGGCGCUGUGCAUCUGCGCCCGACAGGCAGAAGCCAUGCAGCCGGCCGGGAGACUCUACGAGGACAGGUGGUUCGUUUCUGCCCUCACCGCGAAUGACUUCAUUCUCGCGGCUAUGGUCAUAUGCCUCGAGCUCACGAUCAGAACCCAAUACCCAGCCCUCGAGACGGCGUCCUCUGGAUCCUCUGGAUCUAGGGACGGAGAUGAUCUGGUGACGUAUUUCGCGGCUAUGCAGGUGGCGCGCGAGAUAUGGGACGAGGCAACUCCUUACUCCGCUGAAGCUCGCGUUGCUGCACAUGCCAUCAGCUCUACAAUCGAGAGGGUGACCAGAUACAUGAGCACGACGCUUGGCGCUGGCGACAUACCGCCUUCCAGUGCCGAUAUGCCUAUGGUAGAAGAGUCGUUUUCUCCGACUUUAGACGGGAUGGAAUUCCUCGAUUGGGGUCCUCUUGAUAGUCACUUCCAGGAUUCGAUCGGAGAGGAUAUCGACCUGAACUCUUGGAUCUUGGAUGCCGCUGCAUCGGGUCCGCUGGGUCUUUUGUGA
Thyridium curvatum is the source of this 2118-nucleotide messenger RNA. RefSeq lists its product as uncharacterized. Gene Ontology annotation, biological process: DNA-templated transcription. Gene Ontology annotation, cellular component: nucleus. Lineage: Eukaryota; Fungi; Ascomycota; Sordariomycetes; Thyridiales; Thyridiaceae. The transcript is spliced from 5 exons. The record is from RefSeq and is a predicted model, not a curated record. The coding region runs from base 1 to 2118 and encodes 705 amino acids. Gene Ontology annotation, molecular function: DNA binding; zinc ion binding.